Messenger RNA from Trifolium pratense (red clover), 2042 nucleotides. Its product is annotated as transcription factor SCREAM2-like. Gene Ontology annotation, cellular component: nucleus. Gene Ontology annotation, molecular function: sequence-specific DNA binding; DNA-binding transcription factor activity; protein dimerization activity. The record is from RefSeq and is a predicted model, not a curated record. Gene Ontology annotation, biological process: regulation of DNA-templated transcription. The transcript is spliced from 5 exons. NCBI's taxonomy places the organism in Eukaryota, Viridiplantae, Streptophyta, Magnoliopsida, Fabales, Fabaceae. Bases 312 to 1796 code for a protein of 494 amino acids.
AUUGGUGAAAGAAAGAGAAGAAGGCAGCAAGGGGCACAUGCAGAUUGCAGACAUAACAUAACACAGCACACUUGGAUAAACCUCACUCACUCAACCAACCAACUCUUCCAUUCACUACUCUCUAACUUCUCUCUUUCCCAUAAACACAAGAUAAACACAAUCACAAGCACAACGUUCAAAACUCCUUUUUCUCUUCUUCAUCAUUCCUCACACAAAUCAUCUUCUUCUAUUACAACAAAACAAAACAAAAACCUCUUCACUUUUUUGUCUCUCUCUCUCUCUCUCUCUCUCUCUCUCGCAUACCAUAUCAUAUGGAUAGAUACACGCUACCCUUACCAACACCACCACCACAAGGUGGAGUUCACAAUACUCUCACUAUACCUUCUUGGUCCGAACCUCAACAACAAGAAUCACCAUCUUCAUGGUCCACACCUAACUCCGAACCUAAACACAACACCAACAACACCGAACAAGACAACAUUGCCAUUGCUAUUGCUAUGGGUGCUAGUGCUACCUCUCUUCCUUUCUUCAAACCCGAACCACAACCCGAACCUGAUAACUUCUACAACAACAACAACAACAACAACGUUGUUAAUGUUAUUAAUAAUGUUCCAUUUGUUUCAAAUCCAACAACAAUAACUGAUAAUUUUCUCAUGCACCAAAACACAAACACCUUAGAUUCAAAUCCACACUCUUUCUUCCAUAACAACAACAACUACUUUUUCAACAACAAUAACAAUAACAACAAUAACCCAUUUGAAAUGGGUUUUGAAAAUGGAUUCUUUAUGGGAAACAACAUCACUUCAAAUUCCCCUGUUUUCAUGGGUGGUUCACUUGAACUGAGUUCAGCUUCCGAGUUUCCACCGAGUCUUGAACUCGAUGCUUCAGUAACACCUUUCAGUGCUUCGUUUUCUAUGCCUCUUGAACUGUCUCAACCUCAACCUCAACCACAACAACAACAACCCACGACUCUCUUUCAGAAGCGUCGUGGGGCGUUGGAGAUUCCGAGGUUAGAGACUGUUGGGAACAAGAAGAAGAGAAAAGUGGAGAAGAAAUGGGAAGAAGAAGGAAGUGGUGGUGGUGAUGUUGAUGGUGAUAUUGAUGAUUUUUCUGGGUUGAAUUAUGAUUCUGAUGAGAAUGGAAAUGAUUUGAACAAUUCUAAUGGGACUGUUGUUACUGGUGGAGAUCAAAAGGGGAAGAAGAAGAAAGGGCUUCCUGCGAAAAAUCUGAUGGCUGAGAGGCGCCGGAGGAAGAAACUCAAUGAUAGGUUGUACAUGCUUAGGUCUGUUGUGCCAAAGAUUAGCAAGAUGGACAGAGCUUCAAUACUCGGGGAUGCAGUUGACUACUUGAAGGAGCUACUGCAGCGGAUCAAUAAUCUUCACAAUGAACUCGAAUCAACUCCUCCUGGUUCAUUGUUGCAACCUUCUGCAAGUGCAAGCUUUCACCCGUUGACACCUACUCCGCCGACCCUUCCAUGUCGAGUCAAGGAGGAUCUAUAUCCCGGUGACUUGCUAAGCCCCAAAAACCAAUCUCCAAAGGUGGAAGUUAGGGUAAGGGAAGGGAGAGCUGUGAACAUUCAUAUGUUUUGUACCCGCAGACCAGGACUUUUGCUUUCAACCAUGAGGGCUUUGGAUAACCUUGGAUUGGAUGUUCAGCAGGCUGUUAUUAGUUGUUUCAAUGGCUUUGCUUUAGAUGUGUUCAGAGCCGAGCAACAAUGCAGAGAAGGCCAAGAUGUCCUCCCGGAGCAAAUUAAAGCAGUGUUGUUGGAUUCAGCGGGCUACCAUGGUUUGAAUUGAUUGAAAUUCCUGAUAAAUGCUACCCUUAGAGGUACUAACUGUAGCUUGCUGUUUGUAGAUGCAUUGCUUCUUGUUCCUGUUAGUAAAAGCCUGUGUCUCAAGGCCAAGAUCAACUAGAUUAGCUUAAUCUUUAGGUGGAGGAGAUAUGUCUUAUAUUUUUCUGAAUUGUGCUUAUGACAAAAGCAAACUUGUGUUGUUCAAUUAUGUUUAAGUGGUGGAAGGAAUUGUUUUAUUUAUUUUUUGUUA